AAGCCGGAGAGGACGGCUUAUAAUCGCGUCCAAGCGGUGCCAGCAUAGAGCGAUUUGCAUCAGCAAUCGCAGUUUAAGGCCUGCCAACAACGCUGAGUGGCUGGCGCAAGCAGCUGAGCAAGCGCAAGCAGCUAUCUAGCAGCUGGGGUCAAAAACAGGCAGCAGCCUCGGCGACCGACGCCGCCGCAGCGAUGCCGGAAAAGAAGAAAUGCGGCGCCUGCAAGGACAAAUUGACGAGGGAGGGCUACGCGAAGGAGCAGUGGCAAAAGGAAGAAAACGAACGGCGCUGCCUCGCCUGCGUCGCCGCGGAUCGGCCGAACACGGCGGCCCAGACGCCGGAAGAGAAGGCGGAACGCGACGCCUUCGUCAAGGCCUGCGUCGAGGCGCUUUCUCGACGGAGCGACGUCACGAACCAUACCAGAGCGACGGAAGCUAGGAGGCGCGCCGAGUCCGUCGAUGCCCCUACCGAAGAGUUUGCCGUCAACGCCGCCGACGUGCCGCCGCCGCCGCCGCCGCCCGAGAAGCCGCCCAUCACGCAAGUCGGUCCCUCACCAUCAGACGUCCUCAAGUCGUUGUGUUACGACUAUCCUGAUGUAAGGGCGGACCAAUGUGCCGCUUUAGCGAAGGCGCUGCGGAAACCCGCGGAUUGCAACCUGAGAAUCGCAGCUCGAGCCGUCGAGGGCAUCCAAUCGAUCUGCGAGAAGGCUUCCGCUGGAAGUGAAGAGGCGGACCUCGCGCUGUCGAUCGCGGUGACGGGCGUGCGCUAUUUGCUGGAAGGGAAUAGGGCCCGCGUCUGCAAGUACGCGUCUAGAGUGCAAGACAAGCCCAAGCCCUCGCCGAAGAAGAAGACCACAGCUUUCGACUACUCGAAGUGGGACCACCUCGACUCCGACAGCGACGCCGAGACGAUCGAGCACACGACGUCGGACAAUGUCUGGGCGGCGCCGCCGCCGAACGACGCCGUGGAUGCAGCUAGGUUUGUCAUCUUGUGCGCGUCGCUCUCGUCGUAUGGCUUGUGCGGGGGCGCGACGUGGACCGAGGCGGAUGUGACGGAUUGUCUUAAAAUAGCGCGUCUCUUGCGAUCUUCUUCUGAAAGUUCGUGGCUCCUCAAGCCGCGGGAAGAUGAAAUUUUUGACGCGUUGCGGGCGGCGGGCCCAAGGUAUGCUUUCUUAUUGCGGGACGCCUUCCAGCACCAUGUAUCUUUGAGACCAUGUAUAGCGACGGGACUCCGAGAAUUAGCCUUCAGCGACACUACUGGAAAGGCCUCGGCGAACGACGGCGGAGUAGCGUUAGUUGCGCUAGCGUCCCUGUGCGGCGACGUUAACUUGAGGGACGUGGGCUGCACGCAAAUCCUGCGGAAGGAAGCGCGUUUAGCGUUACCCGCUCUAGCGGACUUGGCAAGGGCUUUGGGUCACGGUGGUAAAGGUGACGUGCCAAUGUUAUUGGGAGCUUGCCUCGCGAUUGUGGAACGGGCCUCGGGCAUCUACACGGAUCGACGGCGGGACGACGCGUCUGCGUUGACGACGAAAGUGGAUCCUAAACAACAGCCUUCCCGCGAUUUGGUUGAUUGUGGGUUGCUGGCGGCUCUCUGUGCCAUCGCAAAAAGGUUAGAUGAGGACCACGCCUGCGAGCAGGGCGAGAAGCGGCUCCAUCGAGCGCUGCAGGCGCUCAUGGCCCAGGACCCGGCGCGGUGCGGGGCAUUCCUGUUCCGCGCGGCCUCGUUGUUUGACGUCGCCGUGUCGGACGCGUUUGCUGGAAGAUGCCCCGACGAGGCCUGCGUAUGGGGGCUGCGGCUCGCGGUGUGUCGAUUUCAGUUGAAGACCGAGGAUCUGCGGACGUCGGACUGCUUGCGACGCGCGCUGAGCGGCCUCGGCGGGUCGUCACCAAAGGUGACGACCGUCCGGUUGGCGCGCCUGGCCGAGGCCCUGGGCCAGGUCGCGACGACGCCCGACGCGGCGCGGCGUUUUUUGGACUCCGUCGACGACAGCGACGCAGCCUUCGCGCGCGAGCGAUUACUGGCGUUGCGGGCGGCGCUCGGCGUCGCCGAGGACGAGGUGGCGCCCGAGGAGACCGUGGAGCCGCCCGACGACGUCGAGGAGGGCGAGAAAUUGAAGAAGCGGGCGGAGCGGCUCGAGGCGGCGCGGACGCGGGCCGCGUCUUCGGUAAGGAAGCACCUCAAGGCGCUCCUCGUGCCGGCGGCGCGCGGCGACGCGGGGAAGGUGGACUGACGCGCCUCUAACUUGUAGUUCUUGGAA
Pelagomonas calceolata is the source of this 2255-nucleotide messenger RNA. The record is from the annotation of a GenBank genome assembly. NCBI's taxonomy places the organism in Eukaryota, Pelagophyceae, Pelagomonadales, Pelagomonadaceae.